AUGUUGACAUCAGUUUUUACUCUUAUGCUCGCGUUAAUAGGAACGCAGGCGAUAAAAGUAGAACUAUCAGAAGAAAAGACUCCUUACGAUUAUGUAAAAGAACGAUUAGAGACCAUUGGAACUGAACCGAAAUAUGGACUGCCGAUAUCUAGCUCAUACGAAGUAGAAGAAAGUGAAGAUUACCCUGAAGAAAUAAAAGGAGCGGCAUCAAAUGUUUUGAAUACAGUCGCUGGAGUUGGUGGUAUCGGACUAGGACAAGGAAUAGGACUCGGUGGCAUCAACGGCCUCGGUGGAAUUGGGAUCGGUCAAGGUUUGGGAACCGGUUAUGGUAUUGGACUCGGUGGCUUAGGAGUUGGUGGAGCUGGUGGUUUGGGAGGCAUCGGUGUUAAUGGACUUGGGGGAGUCGGUAAUUUGGGAAUUGGUGCCGGCGGUGUUGGACUCGCUAACGGCGUGGGACUUGGAAAUGGUGUAGGACUUGUCAAUCAAGGCUUAGGUGGCAUCGGAGUCGGUGGAAUUGGUCUAGGAAACGGUCUUUUGUACCAUCAUCCCCUAUUAGGCACUCAAGUUGGAGGUGGAUACGUAGACAAGAAUGCGUACGAUGCUGCUCAGAAGAAAGGAGCCGAUGAAAACGUUGAGAAAAUAGAAAAAAAAGCGGGUGAAGAAGCUAAACAUGGUCAAGAAGGAUUUCAACAAGCUGCUGCUGCCGCUAAGGCUGAGAAAGGAGAGUCUAGUUUCUAUAAAGAUGAAGAAGCGAAAAAAAAGGCAGCUGGAGAUGAAAAAUUCUAUCAAGGAGGCCAAAAAGUUGAUAAGCAAGGUGCUAACGAGGAACAAUUGAAAAAAGCAAAGAGUCACAAAAAAGGGCACGUCAGCAAGGGUUUUAAGUCUUCGAGUAGCAAAAAUGAGGAAGAGAAAUCCGAAAGUUUCUAUGACGAGGCUCACGAUGAAUCUGAUCAUAAGGUUGCUGGUCAUAACGCUGGAUCAUUUGGUGAGAAUUCACAGCAAGGAUUCAAAGGAGCACAUGAAGAAAAGAUUCUGGACGCAAAUGCGCAAGGAAAGGAAGGACAUCACGUGUCUGAACAGAAAAUUGAUGAUACCAAAGCCAAUAAGGGUGAAUUCCUGCAAAAGGGCUUCAAGGAAGGAACAGAAUUGUUGGAGAAAUUCAACAAUUUGGGAGCGCAGGCCGUCCACGGACAUCAAGAAGCAAGCGGUGGCUACCAACAGAACAAAGGGAUAUUGCCGAUUCAUUAAAGCGAAAAUGUAAAUUGCCCAUUCACUAUUAUUAAUGACGAAAUAUACCAAAUUAAACGAUG
Molecule: messenger RNA, 1310 nt
Organism: Melitaea cinxia (Glanville fritillary)
Lineage: Eukaryota; Metazoa; Arthropoda; Insecta; Lepidoptera; Nymphalidae
Exons: 3
Coding region: 1-1248 (415 amino acids)
Source: RefSeq, a predicted model, not a curated record